This is a messenger RNA of Penicillium samsonianum, 195 nucleotides long. RefSeq lists its product as uncharacterized. NCBI's taxonomy places the organism in Eukaryota, Fungi, Ascomycota, Eurotiomycetes, Eurotiales, Aspergillaceae. The transcript is spliced from 2 exons. The coding region runs from base 1 to 195 and encodes 64 amino acids. The record is from RefSeq and is a predicted model, not a curated record.
AUGGUCGGACGAAGGAUACAUAUGCAGAGCAAGGAUGGAGAAGAGUUGAAGCUGUUUGAAUGUCUUGGCGCAUCUCCCGUGCUGAAAAUUUACCUUCAACCUGCAAAUCCCCCGGUUUAUCAACUGCCUCCAGCUCCAUCACCCCACCACGGCCCUCCAAUUGCUUCCGGCCAAUUUCCAGUAAUAUUAAUUUGA